AUGCCGGCACUAGAUGAACUCAAUACAGGUUAUCUGAGAAAGAAAGUACAACAACGAAACCUCGACUCGAAAGACUGGAUUCCUCUCCUACUGGAACCGUCAUUUAGAGGAGACAUUGAAAAACUGACCUACAAAGAAGUCGCUGCGAUCAUACGAAAGUGCAAAGCCAAGGCCACACCUUGUCCGCCUGAGCAGAUUUUGGUGAUUGCACUGAAGGGAUGUCCAAUUCUCCGCACAUAUUUUCACAAAUUGAUAGUAGAAAUAAUUUCUACUCCAAACUACCGGUCAUCGUCGUCGUCGACUGAUGAAGCAACAGAAUCAGUUAUCCCCGGCAUCAAAUUGCCAAGAACGCCAGCCCAAUGGUCCAAAGCCAAUGUCUUCUUUUUGCUACAAUACAAACUACCACCAAGUCUCAACAACAUAGACAAAUUCACAAUUACAUUUCAAAAAAUGAUAUACAAUUAG
Molecule: messenger RNA, 465 nt
Organism: Helobdella robusta
Lineage: Eukaryota; Metazoa; Annelida; Clitellata; Rhynchobdellida; Glossiphoniidae
Exons: 3
Coding region: 1-465 (154 amino acids)
Source: RefSeq, a predicted model, not a curated record